Molecule: messenger RNA, 570 nt
Organism: Daphnia carinata
Lineage: Eukaryota; Metazoa; Arthropoda; Branchiopoda; Diplostraca; Daphniidae
Product: gem-associated protein 6-like
Exons: 2
Coding region: 13-570 (185 amino acids)
Biological process (GO): spliceosomal complex assembly; spliceosomal snRNP assembly
Cellular component (GO): nucleus; SMN complex
Source: RefSeq, a predicted model, not a curated record
CAGCUUGCCCGCAUGGUGAAACUUCACCGCUGUUCGCAUCAUAACAGUUUGAAAAUGGAUCUUGCAGAAGGAUACGUUUUACAAUAUCCAAUUGAAAAAUGCCCGGCUAAUUAUGUGAAUCUCGUUGGGAGCAGAGUCGAAGUUUUAACAAUCAAUCACACCAAAUUUGUUGGACAAAUCUACUCAAUGGAUCCAAUAAGUGGAAGUCUUUUUAUGAUGAUAGAUCGUUGUAACCAAGAAGAAAGAAGUAUAAAAUUAAUCAUAGGAAAUUCAAUUAAGUAUCUCAAAGUUAUUAAGAUGACAACAACUGACACAAGAACCCUUCCCGAAGAAAAUGGGUUGCAAGGACCUAGUUCUCAGCAUUCAGAAGAUUGGAAACAGCUGAAAGAUGCCUUAAAGAAAUGGUUCCACGAAAGUCGUAUUCCAGUAAAUGAAAAUAAUUAUGGGUGUCUUUUAGUGCUCAAUGAAAUAGUGGUAGGACCUCCAUACAGGCCAGAAAAUUGUUCUGGUACCAAUGAAGUUAUGUUGUGGCGAGUUCAAAAACUACUUGAGAAUUUUUAUCAGAAGUAA